Agrilus planipennis (emerald ash borer) is the source of this 1565-nucleotide messenger RNA. It is a transcript of the gene Cyp4aa1, whose product is annotated as probable cytochrome P450 4aa1. The transcript has 9 exons. Gene Ontology annotation, molecular function: oxidoreductase activity, acting on paired donors, with incorporation or reduction of molecular oxygen; monooxygenase activity; iron ion binding. NCBI's taxonomy places the organism in Eukaryota, Metazoa, Arthropoda, Insecta, Coleoptera, Buprestidae. The coding region runs from base 1 to 1419 and encodes 472 amino acids. The record is from RefSeq and is a predicted model, not a curated record.
AUGGUAAUAGUACUUUUUGUUCUUCUUUUAUAUAAGGAAUUGCUAGCGUAUUUUCAGACAGCUUUACUUGCUUUUAAAGUGAAAGGACCUAAGCCAUUACCUUUUGUGGGAAAUGCAUUACUAAUUAACGACUCAAAAAAAUUAGAAAAGAUUGGCAGUGACUGUUACGAAGAAUAUGGUCCUGUUUUUCGUGCGUGGAUUUCCUUCAUCCCUACGAUUUUUAUAUAUCAACCAGAUCAUUUGCAAGCCGUACUUGGAAGUAGCAAACAAACGGAUAAGAAUUUUCUGUAUUCAUACAUGCACAAUUUUAUAGGAGAAGGUUUAAUUACAAACAAUGGAUACAAGUGGUUAACUCAUCGUAAAUAUAUUCAGUCGUAUUUUAAUAUUAAUUAUUUAGACCGGUGCGUUAAAACAUUUUCUAAACACUCAAAGAUGUUGAUUAAGAAGUUGGACAAUAGUGAUGGUCUCAUCAAAAUAACGAAUUUCGUAAAUGAUAGUGUACUAAAUGUUCUACACGAAAUAGUGUUUGGUCUACAAGCCGAAGAUGAGGAAUUAAAAACUAAAUCGCCGUUUAGAAAAGGGAAAUUGUUGGUACACGAACGUUUAACAAAACCCUGGAUGCUUUUUGAAUUUCUUUACAGAUUAACUUCUUAUGGUGACAUGGAGAUAACCCAAAAGUCCAAAUUGCAAAACUUUACUAAACAGGUUUUAGAAAAUAAAAAAGCAAAUAGAAAAGUCAAUCGCGAACACAGUCUUUUGGACAUAUUCAUAAAAAUAUCAGAAACCCAUUUUGAUUUUACAGAAGAAGACAUUAUCAACGAAGCUUGCACAUUUAUGCUAGCAGGGCAAGAUUCGGUUUCUUCAGCGAUAUCGUUUACCUUAUACUUUUUGGCAAAAUAUACAGAAUAUCAAGACAGAGCCAGGGAAGAAGUGGACGAAAUAUUGGACAGUUGUGAAAAUAAUCCCAAAGUUUCUGAUUUAAACGAUAUGAAAUAUUUAGGGUGCUGUAUCAAAGAAGCCCUUAGACUAUGUCCUAGUGUUCCGAUAAUUGCUAGAAAACUUUCUGAGAAACUGGUUUUAGAUGAUAUAACCCUGCCAAGUGGUUGUAAUGUAUUUAUUGCUCCGUACAUAACACACAGGUUAAAGCAUUUGUAUCCAAACCCCGAGGAAUAUAAUCCAGAAAGAUUUUUUUCGGAAAAUGGCAAAAGUAGACAUCCUUAUUCAUUUAUUCCUUUCAGCGCUGGUCCUAGAAAUUGCUUAGGAUACAAGUUUGCAAUGCUUGAAAUGAAGACCAUUAUUUCAUAUUUACUUAGAAAUUAUUGCAUACAUUUAGACCAAAGGAGCGAUAAGUUAAAUGUGUUGUACAGGAUAACGCUGCGUGCAAAAGGUGGAAUUUGGAUAAAAUUAGAAAAAAGAUAAUAAGACAUUCAACACCUACGGAAAAUGUAACAUUCAGAAAGUUUUGUUGUUAUUAUUUAUUAUGUUACUAAUUUCGGUCUUAGUUUGUUUUAGUUAUGUUAUUUUUCUUUUGUUAAAUAAAUAAAUAAUUGUUGGUUUUCUGUAAA